Cherax quadricarinatus is the source of this 610-nucleotide messenger RNA. The record is from RefSeq and is a predicted model, not a curated record. NCBI's taxonomy places the organism in Eukaryota, Metazoa, Arthropoda, Malacostraca, Decapoda, Parastacidae.
UUACAGCGCAGGAAUACAGAAAUGAUCAUAGUUUAGUUGUUAGGGUAAGAGGUGCCAGAUAGAAGUGUCCUUGACAAGGACUAGACUGCAGCACCAACCAUCGUCUGGAUAACUCCACUUCUCUCCACAUACUCCUAAAAAAUGAAGCUGCAUCUGUUUACGGUGGACGCCUUCACUGACCUACCGUUCUGUGGCAACCCUGCAGCGGUGGUGCUACUCUCACAGGUGGUAGAGGAACACAAGCUCCAGAAACUGGCCAAGGAGCUGAACCUUUCCGAGACAGCGUAUGUGAAACCCUUAGUCAGCACUGCUGAAGAUCCCUGGGUACACUGCUCCAGGUUCACCCUCCGCUGGUUUACACCCACUACCGAGGUUCCUCUCUGUGGGCACGCUACCCUCGCCACUGCCCACGUACUCUUCCACUCUUUAGGAAACACGAGUCACCAGCUGGAGUUGUCGGCAGUGUUCCCCCCGGGGCGGUGAUGUGCUGGUCACUGUGAGGACUGAUGGGCGAGUCGACCUCUCAGGACAAGCUGUCACCAUCAUCCAGGGACAUGUUACUCUAUACAUCUCGGUAUUGACUAAGAUAACAUACACUGGUAGUAACUAA